AUGCAGCCCAGGAGGGGCGCCUCUCACGAGGAAGCUGACAUGGGCUCAGCAGGGGCAGAAACCGUGGACUCUCAGUUCCUUCUGCUUUUCUUUGAAAAUCUUAAUGGUUCUUCAUUUGCUCUUUUUAAAAGGAAAAAACAGGCCCAGGACAACCUCAGCAGUCUGUCGAGUGCCUGGCCCUAUGCAACAGCCUCUGGAUGUCAUGAUAAUGACCCACCGAAUUUGUUGCAGUUCCCUGUGAGCCAGUUAACCGGGCCCUUGUUUAUUAGGAAGUCCAGCUCCCCUCUCGGCACUCACACCCUUCGUUGUCUCGAUCUUAAGCCAAACGCAGGCAGGGCGUAA
Messenger RNA from Rangifer tarandus platyrhynchus (Svalbard reindeer), 342 nucleotides. The record is from the annotation of a GenBank genome assembly. Lineage: Eukaryota; Metazoa; Chordata; Mammalia; Artiodactyla; Cervidae.